CCCGGAUUUGACCUGUUCGUGCUACUGGCAGGAACACGUAGCUAGCUAACAAAGCUUGAAAUGCAACAUCUCAAGGAAAAAGGUCCAUUUCUUCCCCCAGCGUCUCUGCGUCUUUUGGUUCCUCCGCUGCGGCUGGUGUCUGCAGCUCUAUGGCAGGUUGUUCAGCGGAGAGACGUCAUGGACUACGGCUUGGUGGAGGAGUUUGUCGUCACUGUGUUGGACGUAGUCCCAGAUCUGAUGAGUUACAGAGAGAAAGUCCAACUCAUCAUGGGUCUGAGAGCACAGCUGGUUCUGAAGUUGUUGUUCUCAGAACACCUCGACUCUGACACCAUCCAGUCACACCUGAAUCGGAUGAAAAGCUGUAGCAUCACUCAUAGGGACAACCAGAUUUGUGAUCCUGAGGUGGAGGCAUCAGAAUCCAACUUCCUGAAGCUGAUUAAAACGCUGCUGGAAGACCCAGUUGAGAGGGAACGCUUCUUUCAGAACGUUUUUCCAGAGGAAUUUGGCUCAAAGUAUCACUCUGCACUGCAGACUCUGGUGUGGGAGUUCCUCUCCAGACUGGAGAAGCUGCUUCCAAUACCGACCCUUCAACAGAUUGCAUCUUGGUUUCUACCUGACCCCUCUGUUCUGGAGGAGUGUGGGCAGUCUGUGCAUCACCCUCAACCUUUGAGGACCCUUCUCCAGUACCACACCAACCUUUCUCCAAUCCCACAUGUUGAGGCCAAUGAGGACCACAUCCUGUCUCCAUCUCCCCGAGAGUCAUCCACUGACCAAGCUGACCCAGAGAUCCAAUCAGAAGCCAUACAGACAUGUAUGACCAUUCAAAGCCCUGCAUCAUGUUGCUCAAUCCGACUGUGUGAAGAAUCCACUUGAACGCCUCUCCAACUGGGAACUACUUGUGAAGGAAACGUAUCUGUCAUCUCUGAGCUUCCGGCUUCUGCCACAUGCGGAACUCUGACGUCACAAAGGAAAUCACCUUUGAUAACAGCAUUUUUUUUGGCAGUUAAAUGCAACAACAAAACAUUAUUUAUGAAACCAUUUAAACAAAAAAAAUCUAUUAAUAUGUUUUUUUUGAAAAUAAGUUAGUGAGCAGGUUGCUGUACAUUCAGUUUGUGGUUGACACAGCUUUGCCAUCCAGCCAAUCGGCGUUUUCUAAAUUGGUUUAAAGCAUGUGAAUGUACUCAACUCGUUGCGCCCAGUUUCCCAUUUGUCAUGAAGGCAGCAUAAAGCACGUCCAUAGGAAGUGGCGCAGGUGCAUGCCAUUACGGUUUGGAAUGGAGACAUCAACUUACGAUUUUAACGAGGUUAUCAAUUAGUCUAUUAGACCAAUGUCAAUGGGGAUGUUACCAAAUGCAAUAGACCUUAUACCACCCGUCGCAUAAAUAAGGUCAAUUAAGUACGACAUGAAUGGUUUAAAAAAAAUUGUCUUGCACAAUUGUCCAUGGCUGUCUAAUUGCAACGAUCCAGAACUUUCUGAGAGUUGAUUAAAUAUUGUCGGGUUCUCUGAUUGGAGGAAUCACUGAAGACUGAAACGCCUAUAAAAUGCUGUUUUAACAGAUCUCUCAGUGGGCAGAUGUUCCAUUGGGUACGUUGUUGGGGAGGGAUGAUGCACUGUCCAGUUUCAAGCACACGUGUAGAAGUCUGAAUACUGCGGCUCGUGCCAGUAAACUCGUAAUUCAGCCAACUCUGAAAAGAGCACUAGUCAUUUUGAUUUGUGAUAUACACUAAUCAGAUGUAUUUUGUCGGGUAAAUUAGAUUCCUGUUGGGUGGUUCUUAUCAACAGACUAAAACCUUUCUACAUUUUCCACAACAAAAAACUGCUUCUUUGAGUUAAUUUUGAAUUAAGUUAAUUUUGAAUUCUCCAUAUUGAAU
Molecule: messenger RNA, 1872 nt
Organism: Oncorhynchus gorbuscha (pink salmon)
Lineage: Eukaryota; Metazoa; Chordata; Actinopteri; Salmoniformes; Salmonidae
Exons: 8
Coding region: 61-873 (270 amino acids)
Biological process (GO): regulation of telomere maintenance via telomere lengthening; telomere capping
Cellular component (GO): shelterin complex
Molecular function (GO): telomeric repeat DNA binding
Source: RefSeq, a predicted model, not a curated record